This is a messenger RNA of Saimiri boliviensis boliviensis (Bolivian squirrel monkey), 807 nucleotides long. NCBI's taxonomy places the organism in Eukaryota, Metazoa, Chordata, Mammalia, Primates, Cebidae. The record is from RefSeq and is a predicted model, not a curated record.
CGCGGGAUCGGAGCUGCGCGGGCUGCUGCGGAGGGACGGUGUCCUAGCCAAUGGGGUCUUUAAGGCGAACGCGAGGCUGGGGCCGGUGGCCGACCAGCCGCGUCUCACAGAGGCAGUCCACGCUUUUCCCCCGGCGGUGGCGGCUCCGAGGCAGUAUCUGUCAACGCUCCUCUUUUCCCCUCCUCCUUCGGCCGGGCCGGGCUCCGCCGGCGGCGGCCGAGAGGACGCGGGACCCGGCGCGGUGAGCCCAUCAGCUGUCAGGCGAGCGGCGUAGCUGCCGGAGGGCGGCGAGAGACACACAAAGAACGCGGUGGGCGGCGGCGGCAAAAGGGGGCGGCAAAUUCGGGACUGCAGCUCCUCGCCUCGGCUGCCUGUGCCACCGCCGCCCGGGCUUGGUCCGAGGCGGCGCAGACAAUGCGGCCGGGCUCGGCCCCGCGCGCCCCAGAGUGCAGGGCGCCCGCGCCUCCCCGACCCCAACUUGACCGUCUCCCGGCUUGCCCAGCCCCCUCCCGGGAUAGGGGCGCCCCCUCGCUUCGGCGGCCAGCGAAGGAAGUCGGUCCGCGGCCGCGGAGCCCGGCAACUUGCGAGCCGGGAAAAGUUUGCGGCGCCUCCGCGGGGCGGCGCGACGCGGCCCGCCCCUCGGGUCCGCGGUCACCGCGGGUGACUUUCUCGACUCGUCGUCAGUCGAGGCCGCAGCGCGGCCGGCGGGGACUGCGGGGAGGGCCGGAGUCCGUCCGAGGGCUCCCGCACCUCGGGCUGCGGAUGUCAUGUGCUCCACUGGACAUUUUCUCUUCAUGGAGCUUAUAG